Pichia kudriavzevii is the source of this 858-nucleotide messenger RNA. RefSeq lists its product as uncharacterized. The transcript has a single exon. Lineage: Eukaryota; Fungi; Ascomycota; Pichiomycetes; Pichiales; Pichiaceae. The record is from RefSeq and is a predicted model, not a curated record. The coding region runs from base 1 to 858 and encodes 285 amino acids. Gene Ontology annotation, biological process: CAAX-box protein processing. Gene Ontology annotation, cellular component: endoplasmic reticulum membrane. Gene Ontology annotation, molecular function: metalloendopeptidase activity.
AUGUCACUAUUGACAUAUGUGACUCUCUACACUAGCAUUGUAGCGUUGUCAUAUGUUUUAAUUUUGCAUGUAGGAGCUGAGUCAGGAAGCCGGAAUGAGCCAAGUGUUAUCAGGAUUCGAUUGAAGAAAAUCAUAGCCGUUUCCAUAGCUAAUUUGAUUAUAGCACCAAUAGUGUUAAUAUAUUGGCUGAAACUGAUUCCAGAUUUAAACUCGUUUUUCCUAAUUAUGGGAUUCAAGAAUAUAUUUAAGGUGAAAAGUUUAAUUGAAGUUCAGAAGACAUUGUCGUUGUUCAUGAUUUUAUUUAUUGGUCCCCUAUCACAAACGAUUACAGAUUUUCGUUUGGAAGAGCAUUACUCAUCUUAUAUUGAAAUCGUUAGAGACUUGCUUUUUGCUCCGAUGACGGAAGAGCUUUUCUUUACAUCACUGGCAUUGGGUUCUUUUCUAUCUUAUGAAUUAUCAAAGCAAGCUGUUCCAGUAUAUUCACCUACCGUGUUUUCAGGUGAUAAUUCCAUUGACCCUUACUUAAAGUUGACUCCGUUAUUAUUUGGCUUUGCUCAUCUACACCAUGCAAUCGAAAUGUUUAAGUCAUCAGUGCCUAUCCUGCAGAUAGUUAUUAUCUGUGGUUUUCAGUGUCUUUAUACUACACUUUUCGGAUACUUAACUAAUCUCAUCUUUGUGAAUACAGGAAGUAUAUGGUGCUGUUUUAUUGCUCAUGCGUUUUGUAACUUUAUGGGGCUUCCAUCAUUAAAUAUUGAAGGCAGUUUAUCCAGGAAAAUAAGUUACUGGUUUUUACUCGUGUUUGGGAUUGUUGGAUUUGGUGUUUACUUUGACAAACUUACCUAUGAUCACGCAAAAUAG